Molecule: messenger RNA, 816 nt
Organism: Arachis ipaensis
Lineage: Eukaryota; Viridiplantae; Streptophyta; Magnoliopsida; Fabales; Fabaceae
Source: RefSeq, a predicted model, not a curated record
AUGGAGAAAAUGAUGAAACAUCAAGAGCUAGCCAACAAGAACCAUGAGGCUUCAUUGAGGAACUUGGAAAAGCAGAUUGGUCAAUUAUCAAAGCAAGCAGUGACUGAGAGGCCAACCAAUACAUUGCCAAGUGACACCAUUUCCAACCCCAAGGAAGAAUGCAAGGCCAUUCAACUAAGGAGUGGAAGAACUUUGGUAAAUGACAAGAGUCCAGCUGAGAAAGAAACUAACAACAAGCCUGAGGAAAAUGACAAACUGGAAAUUAAUAUUCCACUUACUGAAGCUCUAGAACAAAUGCCUCUAUAUGCAAAAUUCAUCAAAGAGCUCAUCAACAAGAAAAAGAGCUGGAAUGAGAAAGAGACAGUAAUCCUCACCCAGGAAUGCAGUGCAUUGGUCCAAGAAGGCAUCCCACCAAAGCUCAAAGACCCUGAGAGUUUCUACUUACCUUGCACCAUUGGUAAUACAGCCAUUGACAAGGCACUGUGUGAUUUGUGCUCCAGUAUUAACCUCAUGCCUCUGUCUAUGAUGAGAAGGCUAUCUAUAGAAGUGAAGCCUACACAGAUGUCAUUGGAGCUAGUGGAUAGAUCUCUGGUAGUUUCUGAUGGGGUGAUUGAAAAUCUCUUGGUUAGAGUGGGAAAAUUUAUAUUUCCUGCAGAUUUUGUAAUCCUGGACUUAGGAGAAGAGGAGAAUGACUCUCUGAUAGUAGGAAGACCUUUCCUGGUCACAACAAGAGCCAUUAUUGAUGUGGAACAAAGAGAAUUGACUCUGAGGGUAAAUGACGAGAAGAUCACUUUGAAUGUCUUCCAAGAAGUAUAG